Triplophysa rosa is the source of this 1487-nucleotide messenger RNA. It is a transcript of the gene ccl20b, whose product is annotated as chemokine (C-C motif) ligand 20b. NCBI's taxonomy places the organism in Eukaryota, Metazoa, Chordata, Actinopteri, Cypriniformes, Nemacheilidae. Gene Ontology annotation, molecular function: chemokine activity; CCR chemokine receptor binding. Gene Ontology annotation, cellular component: extracellular region. The record is from RefSeq and is a predicted model, not a curated record. Gene Ontology annotation, biological process: neutrophil chemotaxis; immune response; G protein-coupled receptor signaling pathway. The transcript has 4 exons. Bases 550 to 840 code for a protein of 96 amino acids.
ACUCAUUAUGAUACGUAUGUGUAAGAUAUAACAUUUAUGACCUGUUAUAUGGCUCAUUGUUUCUCAUAGUAGAAAAAUGAUGCAUUAAACUGUACCAUUAGAUGCAACUGCAAACUUUGAUGAUACACAAUAAAUAGACAUCUAGUUUUUUUUUACUUCUUCUGUGGGGAAGCAAUUACAUUCCUCAUAUACAGACUUGUUAUAAAGACCUGAGAAAAAGAGAUUUCUUUUAAAAGUAAUCAAAUAUAUAAUUAAAAAUGUUUUUAUUCACACAGUAAAAAAACAACUGUUGUAUGUGUGUGUGUGUGCUUUAUGACCUUAAUGUGCUGACCAGUGGAAUGUGAUGAUGAAAGCAGGAAGUUGGCAACUUGUUUUCUCUCUUUCUUUCUCUCUCUCUCUCUCACACACACACCUGUACUGUUUGUAAUAAGAGCCACGUGGUCUCAGAUGUGUAUAAAUUGAAGAAAGGCUGAUGCAUAACUCCACAAGGUUUUUUUGAUCGGUUUGGAUUUCUCCUUAACAGGACUUAAACACUAACUCUUUUCAAAGAUGGUCAACAUUAAAAUCUGCACAUUGUGCCUGCUCUUAUUUGGCCUUUUCAGCACGGAGAUAGAGGCAGCAAGAUGUUGCCUCAACUAUCGUAAAUCACCGAUAGACUGUCGAAAUAUGAAAGGCUACUAUAUCCAGGACAUCACUAAAAGAUGUGACAUCCCUGCAAUUGUCUUUCAGACGAUGACAGGAAGAUUAAUAUGUGCAGACCCAAAGGAAAACUGGACUCAAAAACGAGUCUCAUGCCUGAAAAUGAAGGCAGAAAGAAUGAAGACUGGCAAUAUGUUUUAAGAUGUCUACAGAGCGCACAAAGAAGCUAAAGAAAACGUAUAUUUGUUACUGCUAUAGUUUGAACCUGUUAAAAAAUGUUAUGGUUUGUAAGCCUAUUUUGGGAUGUUGUAAAUCAAUUUGGAAAGUUUUGUGUUUUUAUAUGACAAAAUGUUUUUUUACAGCUUCUCACAUUCACUGUAAAAUAUAUUAACCAUAUGAACUUAAAAACUUUAGUUUGAAAGCUGCCCCUUUGUCCCUGGUUCUAGUUGCUUUUAUACUUGAACCAAUUUACCAAAUUUCAGGCAGCUUUUGAACUUAAGUUUUAAGGUUUUUUACUUUUAAAAUGUUUUUUUAAAUAAUGGUUUAUAUUUUAAUAUGGAUAUAAAAUGUGCAUGUGUAUUGAAAAGACUCGCAUACUAGAGACUAUUCCACAUGGUUUCUGUAACUUAAAUGUUACAAAUUGUAAAUUGAACGUAUGUUCUUCGUUCAGUAUGUUCUCUUUUGUGGAACGGCCUAGUGCUGCCCUCUUCUGUUCAAAGCCAGCAUUACAAGCUAGGUGUUUUUACCUUUGGGUGAAAUUAAAUAUUCAAUGGAAUUGCUUAAAUAAAUUGUAAAUGACAUUUUGAUAAUAUUUAUUUGAUGUUGUAUUUAUAAAUAAACGUCCUUCA